AUGAGUUCUUGUUACAAAGCAGAAAAAUCAAUUUUAUGUUCAAGGGGUUGUGGUUUUUUUGCAACUCCAAGCAAUAACAACUUUUGUUCCCUAUGCUACAAAGCUUUUCUCAAAGAAGAAGAAGAAGCCAAGAAGAAUGUAGCAUCUUUAUCUCACCAGAUGUCUUGUAUUACUCUUGAUGAUAUUGAUUCUGGUAAAACUAAGAACGUUGAUUCGACGAUGAAGAUUAAGCAGAGAUGCAUGAUUUGCAAGAAGAAAGUGGGAUUAACAGGGUUUAGCUGUCGAUGUGGAGGAGGAAUGUUUUGUAGGGUUCAUAGGUAUCCAGAAGAACAUGCAUGCACUUUUGAUUUCAAGUCUAUUGGCCAUGUUGCUUUGGCUAAGGAAAAUCCUUUAUGCAAAGUUGAUAAACUUGAGACUAGGAUCUAA
Messenger RNA from Capsicum annuum, 426 nucleotides. RefSeq names its product zinc finger A20 and AN1 domain-containing stress-associated protein 10-like. The record is from RefSeq and is a predicted model, not a curated record. Bases 1 to 426 code for a protein of 141 amino acids. The transcript has a single exon. Lineage: Eukaryota; Viridiplantae; Streptophyta; Magnoliopsida; Solanales; Solanaceae. Gene Ontology annotation, molecular function: zinc ion binding; DNA binding.